This is a messenger RNA of Cladophialophora immunda, 3066 nucleotides long. RefSeq lists its product as uncharacterized. Bases 1 to 2085 code for a protein of 694 amino acids. The record is from RefSeq and is a predicted model, not a curated record. The transcript has 6 exons. Gene Ontology annotation, biological process: regulation of DNA-templated transcription. NCBI's taxonomy places the organism in Eukaryota, Fungi, Ascomycota, Eurotiomycetes, Chaetothyriales, Herpotrichiellaceae. Gene Ontology annotation, molecular function: DNA-binding transcription factor activity, RNA polymerase II-specific; zinc ion binding.
AUGGCCGUGACCCAGCGAAGACAAUUCACCAGCUGUGACGCCUGCAGAAAGUCUCGAGUUGGCUGCGAUGCGGCCACUUGCGAUGGCCCAUGCACAAAUUGCGUGCGGCGCCACAAGGUUUGCAGCUCGAAGUGGAUUGAGCAGAGCCGUGGUGGUCGGAGCAAGCGCCAGCAUAUGAAAUCGAAUGGUGCGGGAGUCCAACAACACGUUCAUACAACGAGUGUUGCAACCUCAGACAUUGCACAUUCUGAGAAUGCAGAAAGCGCGGCAGCCUCGCAAACUACAAUCACCACUCUGUCGGAAGCCGAUCCAGCAACUGCCAUCAGUCGUCGGCAGCAGGCAUUAACCUUGCAUAAUGUUCUAUGGGACAUAUUCACAACUCUAUUCGAGCCUCAGUUAGGCCUAUGGAUAGGGAAUGAUUGCAACCCUCUCAAAACUCUUGAUACGGCUCCGAAAACAUUGGUGUCAAGGCUAAUGGUAACCCUCGACAGCCUUACGCCUUCUCGCCCCGAUGAUUCAACGACACACAUCACGGCUUUCCCUAACAUGCUACUUGAUGAUGAAGAUACAGAAGACCAGAAUGCCAUCAUCAAUCAGGCCCUAAUCAGUGCAGUACACGCAUUCUCUGCUCGAUGGUUACCCGUCAGUCGAUUCGGCAGGGGGAACGCCUCGGAUGUCCGCGCAUUGACCUUGGCGAAGGAAUACUUUCUGGAGCGUAUCUGGGAAAGAGCUCACAAGGACGUCCUCCGAGUGCUUACCCGACCAAGUUAUCGUUCGAUAUUGGCUCUUUACCUCUUUGGAACUACUCCGGCAUCGACCAAGAACAAACAACGAUGCAUCGCUGACCACUGUUUUGAGAUGUCACUGCGCCAAUACUUCCAACUCAGAGCCAGGUCGUCUACCAUAGCAAGACAACAUGGGAGAAGGAACGAGAACAAUUCGCAACUGCAAGAUACCUCGUCUACAGCGCAAGCUCACAAGGAAUUGAAACAUCUUGAAGACACAGCAUACUGGUUUGGUGUUGUAAUAGACGGAUCUCGGUCUCUAACCAGGUGCCAGCCAUCUGUCUUGCUUCCUGGACUUCAGGGUGAAGCGCAGGUGUGGAGUCCAAUCAAAGACCAGACCGAGAUGUUUCGCACCACUUACGGAUCAAUCCCGACCUCGAAGGCGCCUUUAACGGAUGAAAUAGUGAUGACCAUGAUUCAACACGGAGCUGCUUGCAAGACGCUUUUUUGGAAAUCAGUUUCUCGGAUUCAGGAUUAUUUAUUCUAUCAAACUGUCGAAUCGCCCUUAGAAGUUCUUGUGAACAGUGCAGCUGAAGAGAUGGCCCGGUUCGAAGACGUCUUCGACCCUUUUUUCAAUCAGUGUGCAAGGGAUUGGAUUCUUCUUUCGCAGAAGUCGCGAUUGAGCUACUUCAUUUUAGCCUUGCAUUUCCACCUAGGGGUGCUCAUCCUGGUCGAUGUCCUUGAAACCCUACACGAGGUGGCAACGGAAACUUUCAUCGAUAUUGGAGCCUGCAGGCUCUCAUCUACUCGAGCUGUUGUCAAUCUCACCAAUCUCAUGUUGCUGCAAGGCGACGCUGAUGCUGGAGCCGAGGCAAGUAGCAUCUUCCUCAAAGAUCCGUAUCCUGAGCACACCAGGAACGGAAUUUCGAGGGCAUCAUAUUCUGUGCUACAUCUGUUCCGGGGCAUGUCGUUGACGAAGCAAGUUGCGGAAAUCAUGGCCGCUCCAUUGUUUGCCGCGCUAGGGAUACUGAGUCAGGUAUCAUAUACGGCAGAAGAGUCACUUCGGGGUCUUCGCAAGGCGUAUUCCGAUGCCGAUUUGGCUGUGAUGACAGGGGUUUCAACAUAUCUUGUAACUGCGCCGCCGGACCUUGAUCUGUCUAUCACACCUGAAAUGUUCGAGGAUGAAACAGUCAGAGAGCUCGACCUGGCAGAAGAAGAUCCAAACUUGGUGGACAAGACUAUCGGACGCCACGAAGCUCACGAAAUCUCUUACGACUUCGACUGUUUUGACCUGGAAGGGAUCGAUUUCACAUCCGUAAUGCAUGAAUGGGCCUUUGAGGGCUGCUUUUCGAGUGGAUGAAGUAACGAAAUUGCGAUCAAGUUUACGUUCAUGAUGAGGCUCCCACGUCCGUCAUUGCUCGUUGUCAAUCUUUCCCAUGGCAACUUGAUAUGCAUCGGAUCCCAGAGUAACCCUCGACGGUGGGUUCUCCAUCACGGCUAAUUUGUAUAACGCCUUGCCAGCUUUGACAGGAUCACCAACCUGAGUGCCAUGCCGUUUCCGCAUCCUCUCCUUAGCGUCGAGAUGGUCAUAAGCUGCAAGUCGCAACUUUGGGAAGCUCAUCGAUGGCCCGGCCCAGUUCGUGCUAUCGAAUAGAGUCAGCUUCUUGUGCAUUAUAUCGCAAAAUGGAUCCGCUCACCGGAAGCCUCCGGGCUCGACGAUCAUGAACCUGACGCCCCAUUCUGGUUUCAUUUCAGCAGCAACUGCUUCCGAAAAUCCCUCCAGCGCCCAUUUUGUCGCACAGUAUACACUGAACGUGGGCAUGCCCUUCAACCCCGCCAUACUGGAGAUCUGCUGGAUCAACCCGCCGCUUGGCGUCUGUUCGCGCAUCACCCGGACGGCUGUUCUCGUGACGUUGAGGCAUCCAAAGAAAUUCACCUCCAUUUGCUGACGAAUCUGCUCGUUGUCGAGCUCCUCCAUGGGCCCGCAGAGGCCGAAGCCAGCGUUGUUGACCACGACGUCGAUGCGGCCAAAAAAGGACACAGCCUGCUUGAAGGCGUUCUCGACGGAGGCCGGAUCGGUGACGUCUAAGGGAACCGCUAAGAAGUUGUCCGACAUGGAGUUGGCAAAGUUCAGCUGUGUCACGUCCCGGGAGGUUGCAACGACGUUAUCGCCCUGGGAGAGGAUCUCCUGGACCAAAUUGUUGCCGAAACCGCUGGACGUGCCAGUCACUAGGAACGUCCGUGGUGCCAUUUGUGUGUCGAUCUUCAACACUAGAAAUACUGAUGAGUUGGAGCCGUGAGUUUGAGUGUGUAGCAGUGCCUUGGGAUAAUGGCUACAUCC